This is a messenger RNA of Diaporthe citri, 1062 nucleotides long. RefSeq lists its product as uncharacterized. The coding region runs from base 1 to 1062 and encodes 353 amino acids. Gene Ontology annotation, molecular function: 8-oxo-dGDP phosphatase activity. Lineage: Eukaryota; Fungi; Ascomycota; Sordariomycetes; Diaporthales; Diaporthaceae. The record is from RefSeq and is a predicted model, not a curated record. The transcript is spliced from 2 exons.
AUGGCGGCCGCUCAGUCGCCCAAGAGCUUCUUGGACAUCAUCAACGAGACUGACAGUUUCCCCCACGUGGACAUUCCGCAACUGCCACAUACUGCGGACUUCUCGGUGGACUAUUACGCAUUCCUUCUGCCUGACGACACCAGACCGCAUGGCUUCAUUCCAGCAAAUGUCGUUGUGCAAAUUCCGUGGACCUCUGACUUCGUUCUGAGCACGACAGGCGAGCUCCCUCGAACAGUGCAGCUGCUUGACACGUCCAACGGAACAGACACCGCAGCAGCAUGCAACGCCUCACUCGCCCAGGUCAUCGACGCUGCUCAAGCUCAAGGUCUCUUCCCUAAGACCCUCGGAAGGAAGCCCAAGGGCGAGAAUUUUCGGAUUAUGGGCGCCUUGAACUAUCAAGGCAAGAAUGGCCUGAUCCAGAUGCAGCGCUCAGCCGCUCCCCUGUUCGGGAUUGCGAAUCGUGGCUCACACAUGACAGUGUUUGUCAAGUCGAAGGAGACGGGCGAGAUCAAGAUCUGGGUCCCUCGCCGAAGCCGUCACCUGGCCACAUACCCAGGAAAGCUUGACAACACCGUCGCGGGAGGCACGAAAGCCGAGGAGUCGCCGCUGGAGUGUAUCGUCCACGAGUCGGACGAGGAGGCGUCCCUACCCGAGGACUUUGUGAGCAAGCAUGUCAAGGCCGUCGGCGUGGUGACCUAUGUCACUCAGACUGGAAGUGGAGGAGGACAGGAUCAACAGGCUGCUGUCGGUGGCUAUGAUACAGGACUCUGCGUUUCUGACGUUAUUUACGUCUAUGAUCUCGAGGUGCCAGCACAACAGGCGGAGACGAUGGUGCCGAAGCCGAGGGACGACGAGGUCGAGCAGUUCUACCUGUGGGAUGUGCAGACCGUCAAAAAUGCAAUUUUCAACGGGGAGUUCAAAGCUAAUACGGCCAUGGUGAUGGUGGACUUUUUUGUGAGGCAUGGCAUCAUCACGGAUGACAAUGAGGCGAAUUACAUGGAGAUAGUGACGAGACUUCGCCGCCGAUUGCCUGUCCCCCUCUCAGCCCCAUUGGAGUUUUAG